AUGAAGAUCCAGAAGUUGCUCCUUUCGUCUGCUGUUUCCUCGGCCACUUUAACAGCCUUUCCAACUGCCACGAUAUCCUCGGGUCCGAUCCAAGGCAUCUCGACGAGUCGUCCAAACGCAACAGCGUCAGUGAAAAAGUUUCUCGGGAUCCCCUAUGCCUCUAUACCUGAACGAUUCUCCCUACCUCAACCACCGAAGCCGUGGGUCGACAUUCUCAAUGCUACAACGUUUGGGCCAGCAUGUCUCCAGAACUUUGGCAUCAACGAGCUCGGCCCAAGACCUGAACUCCUCGAAAGUCUCUUCAACACCCCAGCAUCACCUGAAAGUGAAGACUGUCUGAGCAUAAAUGUUUUCGCCCCCGCAACCAGAUUCCCCGAUGCCAGGCAUGCUGUGGUUGUCUUUAUCCAUGGCGGUGGAUGGCAGCUGGGUCAUGGCAGACUUGAUCUUUCUGCUUUUGCGGCAUAUGAAGGCAUUAUCGCCGUGACUCUGAACUACCGCACAAAUGUCUUCGGCUUCCCUGCAUCACAUGAGAUCCCACCGAGCGAACAAAACUUGGGUCUACACGACCAGCGUCUGGCUCUGGCUUGGGUACAAGACAACAUCGCCACCUUUGGCGGUGACCCAUCCAAGGUGACAAUCUGGGGCCAGUCCGCUGGAUCCUUUUCCGUGGACCACCACCUUAAAGCCUACGCCAACGACACUUUGGUCCCUUUUCGUGGUGCCAUCAUGUCCAGUGGGCAGAUGAGCUUCGGGCACCUUGCACAACCAUCGCCUGGAAUCAAGGCCUGGACGGGACUGUCGGGUCUAGUUGGAUGCGCCAACUCGUCAGAUGAACUAGAAUGUAUGAAAGCCGUCCCAGGAGAAACCCUCAUCAGCGCCAUGCGGAAGUAUCGUAUCACUUUCGGACCGCAGCUUGACAAAUCGACGGUUCUCAGCAAACCAGGCGAACUCUGGAGAAACGCGUGUGUUGUUAAAGUUCCGAUCCUGACGGGCACUGUGGAGGAAGAAGGGCGCGGUCUGGUCAACGACAAAGUCAACAUGACAGCCUUCUUCGAUGCAUAUCUUCCGCGGGCCCUCAUACCGUCCGAAGACCGGGAGAUGAUCAACUCCAUGUACCGCUCUGAUCCUAGUGUAAUUACCGACUUUGAUCUUGCUUCGGCCAUUUACACUGACUUGCUCUGGUCUUGCCCGCAAUCUAUACUUGCGUCGGCGGCGUCUUCGAAUGAUAUCUCUACCUGGCGCUACCAUUUCAAUACCUCAAUCUUGAAUCUCUUACCCAAAGAAUACGACUGGCUGGGCAGGUUUCACGGCUCAGAGAUCAUUCUUCUCUUCACCGAUCCAGAUACCACACCUUAUACCCCUCAAACGUACGCAAUGUAUGAAUACUUUAGGGGCGUCAUUGCGCGAUUUGUCAAGAAUCCUUCCGCAGGGCCUGGGUGGCCGGCCGUGGGAUCGUCUUAUGCUCCGCUCGAUGUCGCGAUCUUGGGGGGUGUGGGUGAUACCUCGAGCGUCAUGACGGUGUCGAAUUCUACAAACCUGGAUGAAAGGUGCAAGCUUUUUGAGAACAUCUGGCCCAAACUGGACGCUAUUAGUUGGAGAUAUGAUGGGUCGUCGCCUUCAGAUCACCAGCAUGCUUAG
This is a messenger RNA of Colletotrichum godetiae, 1638 nucleotides long. RefSeq names its product Alpha/Beta hydrolase protein. The coding region runs from base 1 to 1638 and encodes 545 amino acids. Lineage: Eukaryota; Fungi; Ascomycota; Sordariomycetes; Glomerellales; Glomerellaceae. The transcript is spliced from 4 exons. The record is from RefSeq and is a predicted model, not a curated record.